AUGAGCAAACUUUGUACGUGUUGUGGAGGUUUUUGCAAAGAAUUUAAACAAUUUGUUUUACGUGGUAGUAUUAUCGAUCUUGCUAUUGGUAUUAUUAUUGGUGGAGCAUUUACCAAAGUAGUCGAAUCACUGGUUAAUGAUAUUAUCACGCCACCAUUUGGAUUUUUAAUAGGAGGUGUUGAUUUUGUCAAUCUUACAAUACAAAUCAACAAUUUCUAUGCCAAUUCAACACCUGUAGUUAUUCGAUAUGGACGAUUUAUUCAAGCGCUUAUCUAUCUAGUACUUGUUGCUUUCGUCAUAUUUUUAUUAAUGAAAUUAAUCAAUAAAUUACAUAAUUUGGCCAAGAAAAAUAAACAAGAAAAAGGUGAAAUUCAAGUAACAGAAGAAGUAAAAGUGUUGAGAGAAAUACGUGAUAUUUUAGCAGAAAAUGGAAAAUUAACUAAUGCUGAACAUAUUGAUAUACGGAAACAAAUUUCAACAACAUAUUUGACGCCAAUCGAGCGAAUACAUUGA
Didymodactylos carnosus is the source of this 513-nucleotide messenger RNA. The record is from the annotation of a GenBank genome assembly. NCBI's taxonomy places the organism in Eukaryota, Metazoa, Rotifera, Eurotatoria, Philodinida, Philodinidae.